UUUUCUUUGCAUAGUUUUGGAGCAGAAGUUUAUUUGUUUGCCCUCUAGGGAUGGAGCACCCAUCCACAUAGCUCUUCCCCAGACGGAUGAUUCUUAAACAGAAACCAGUCAAGAACUCCUCUGAAUUGUUGGCAGCUCUGAUGAAGAGCAGCUGCAACAGCCUCAUUCUGAAACCGCUGGACAGGAGCCGAGAGCAGGUUACACAUAUCCAAAUAUGCGCGUAAUUGGAGCGCACUGGCGAGGCGUCCCUUGCAUCCCCACCGGGAUAACGCUGUCGUGAUGUUCAAUACUUCGGGAAUUGAGUUCACUUUUCACAAGAAAGAGGAUAUUUCCGAAGUUAUCAAUGGCACCCUGGAGCUUUUCUACAACGUCCUCGUCACCAUCGGUCCCACCACCAUGUGGAACGAGUCGUGCGGGGAGCAGCUGCUGGACUUCGGGCGCCCCGAGAAGAUCAUCAUCGGGGUGAUGCUGGCGAUCAUCACGGCGGUCACCGUGAUGGGGAACACGCUCGUAGUGAUCGCGGUGUGUGUGGUGAAGAAGCUGAGGCAGCCGUCGAACUACCUACUGGUGUCCCUGGCAGUGGCGGACCUGUCCGUGGCCAUAGUGGUGAUGCCGUUCGUAAUAGUGACGGACCUCACCGGGGGCAAGUGGCUUUUUGGGGAGGUGUUCUGCAACAUCUUCAUCGGCAUGGAUGUAAUGUGCUGCACUGCCUCCAUCAUGACCCUGUGUGUGAUCAGCGUGGACAGGUAUCUGGGGAUUACACGGCCUCUCACCUACCCAGCCCGGCAGAAUGGUCAGCUCAUGGCAAAGAUGAUCCUGGGAGUGUGGCUGGUAUCGGCAUCCAUCACCCUGCCCCCUUUCUGCGGCUGGGCCAAAAACGUCCACACAGCCGGCGUGUGCCUCAUUAGCCAAGACUUUGGCUACACCAUCUAUUCCACAGCAGUAGCCUUUUAUAUUCCUAUGCUGGUCAUGCUGGUCAUGUACUACAAGAUCUUCAGGGCAGCUCGCAAGAGCGGCGCCAAGCACCGUUUCACCGACCUUUCGCGGCGCGAACGCCUUGAAACAGUGGCUAAUGAGGCGCUGCGCAUGCAGGGCCUGAAGCCACCUGGAGUGGCGGAGGAGUGUGCUGCCUUGUCCCGCCUGCUGAACCGCGAGCGCAGAAACAUAUCCAUCUUUAAGAGAGAGCAGAAAGCUGCCACAACACUGGGGGUAAUCGUGGGGGUGUUCGCUGUGUGUUGGCUGCCAUUCUUCAUCCUGUCUACUGCCAGGCCCUUUAUCUGUGGAGUGGAGUGUAGCUGCGUGCCCAUCUGGCUGGAGCGCACGCUGCUCUGGUUAGGCUACGCUAACUCCCUAAUGAACCCCUUCAUCUACGCCUUCUUCAAUCGAGACCUGCGCUCCACUUAUCGUGACCUUCUCCGCUGUCGUUAUCGCAACAUCAACCGUCGACUAUCUGCUGUGGGCGUACACGAGGCACUGAAGGUGUAAAGCAGGGUAUUUCAGCAGCCUAUCUUGAGUGGGGCAUGGUGGUCCGGUGCUUGUACAUGUGGUGCUUAGAGAGCGACGUGUUCACAGCAGGCCUGUAGAUAAGACGCACACUGACAGAAUGAGAGUCAAUGUUGAUGAAUUCCUGGCCCUUCCACGAAGACAGACAGACACAACAAUCACUCCAGCGUGUGUGUGACUUACUCAUCCUACUUUGGAGCAGAAAAUCACAGAGCGUACUUGAUGGGCUACACAAGUCGACACUGCUAUUGUGCAUAUACCACAGUUCUGUCCUGGAUUUAUAGUGGGAUAAUGUAGUUGAAAGGAAACGACAUGUAAACACGAUCAAUCAUCCUAGGGCUUUCUAAAAGAACAGAAAGCAAAUAGAUUUCUGUAUAAUAGCAAAAUUGGUGUUUGAUAAGUAAAAACCAUGUUUGUGCACAAUAACUUCUGAGCAUCUCGAUCACACAUCCCAGUUUUAGUUCAAACACGUUGAUGUGUAUUGCGAUUUUUUGCCAGCAUAUUAUUUAAUAUUACUUCAUCUCCAGUCAUGGCAUUUGGUUUCUCUAAAGCUAACAGGGGCACUCGUUUCACAAAUGUUUAAAUUGUGGUGAUGCCAGACGAGUGGAGGUGGGUGGAAAAUGGUGUUGGAACGCAACAUGAGAGGGUGGUUUUCCAUUCAUGAAAUAUUUGUGUUUGUCGCUAUAAAAAGAAAAUGAAAGUAGUUUGUUAAGUGUCUGCAUGAAUCAAAUUUGUCGUACAUGACACUGUAUACAUAAAUCAUAAGACAUUCUGAAUAAUGAUUGACAGCAGAGCAGAAAUGUUUUAAAUGUUUCACCCAAAUUGCAAAGUCCACAUUAUAAUAUGAAGUCAGUGUGUGUGUGUUUUAAAAAAGCAUGUGGACUUUUUUCACUAGAUCUGUCUCACUCCACGUUUGGCUACUGACCUUCUUAGUCGAUGCAACGAACGACACCUGUUGAACUCUGCAGUUUGACUUUAUAAAUUGACAUGUUCCUUAGACUCUCUCAUGACUGGUUGUUACAGUGUUUCUAUUUUUUCCCUUUCGAUUUAGAAUGUGGUCACUUCCCUCCUGGCUACACUCCCAUUUGAACUCUAGUGACCUGUAAGAAUCUGUGUCAAAUGUCGUCAGUCGAGCAGUGUGUUGCUUUUUCUACCUCGAUUUUUUGAGCGAACUGUACGUUGAAUCCAGACAGAUGUACCGGUGUCUUCACCAUUUUGUAAUUAAUUGUAAUUUUGUAUUGUGUAAAAUUGAUCUGCCUAUACGAUUACUCUGUGU
Messenger RNA from Paralichthys olivaceus (Japanese flounder), 2779 nucleotides. RefSeq names its product 5-hydroxytryptamine (serotonin) receptor 7c (gene htr7c). Gene Ontology annotation, cellular component: dendrite; plasma membrane. The record is from RefSeq and is a predicted model, not a curated record. Gene Ontology annotation, molecular function: G protein-coupled serotonin receptor activity; neurotransmitter receptor activity. Lineage: Eukaryota; Metazoa; Chordata; Actinopteri; Pleuronectiformes; Paralichthyidae. Gene Ontology annotation, biological process: smooth muscle contraction; chemical synaptic transmission; circadian rhythm.